Brassica oleracea var. oleracea is the source of this 1743-nucleotide messenger RNA. RefSeq names its product O-acyltransferase WSD1-like. Gene Ontology annotation, cellular component: plasma membrane. NCBI's taxonomy places the organism in Eukaryota, Viridiplantae, Streptophyta, Magnoliopsida, Brassicales, Brassicaceae. Gene Ontology annotation, biological process: triglyceride biosynthetic process. The transcript is spliced from 7 exons. The coding region runs from base 119 to 1576 and encodes 485 amino acids. Gene Ontology annotation, molecular function: long-chain-alcohol O-fatty-acyltransferase activity; diacylglycerol O-acyltransferase activity. The record is from RefSeq and is a predicted model, not a curated record.
UAGAAACAAAAUAGUCUUCAUACUAUAUGCCCCUAUUCACGUUAUAAAGAACUGUAGAAGAGGAGAGAUUCACUUUAUAAAUAACUGUAGAAGAGGAGAGAAGAAACAUACAUCGAAGAUGAAAGUCAGAAUUAGUAAGGGGGAGGAGGUGGAGGAGCAGCCGCUCAGCCCGAUGGCGCGUGUAUUCCAAUCUCCAGAGGUAGACUACUGUGCCGUCACCAUCAUGGGAUUCAAAACCAAGUUCUGUCUGGACGUCCUUCUUGAUGCCUUGAAGCAUAAUGUCUCCAAGCAUCCUCGUUUUUCCACCAAACUGAGUGAGGAUGGUGCCAAAUGGAUAGAGACUCAGGUCAAUGUAGAAGAUCAUGUAACUGUACCAAACAUAGACCCAGAAGAGAUAGGUGAAGAUGGACAAAGCUUCGUCGAUGACUACAUCUCACGUCUCACGACGAUUCCUCUUGAUAGAUCAAGACCCUUGUGGGACAUGCACAUCCUUAACGUAAAAACCUCAGAUGCUGAAGCAGUCGGUGUAAUAAGAUCUCACCAUUCAUUGGGAGAUGGAAUGUCUUUGAUUUCUCUCAUGCUCGCAUGUACCCAUAAGACAUCAGACCCUGACAAUACUGCUAUUCCUUCCUUGAAACGGCGUCAAACCGUCCCGCACGGACUUAUAAAACAAAGCUGGUUUUUAAGGUUUAUAUUCAACGUUGGUUCUACAACGAGACUGAUUUGGAACACCGUUGUAGAUAUGUUGCUUCUUUUGGCGACUAUAUUGUUUUUGGAGGAUACAAAGACACCUCUAAAAGGUGGUGCGGAUGUAAGGAGGAAUCCAACGAGAUUUUAUCGAAGAACUAUCUCUUUGGAUGACAUUAAACUUAUAAAGAACUCUAUGAACAUGACUAUCAAUGAUGUUCUACUCGGAGUUACACAAGCUGCUCUUUCUCGCUAUUUGAACCGACUUUAUGGUAAGAAGAAUGAGGAGGAGGGAGUAUUGUCAUCGAAUCAGAACCAUCUUCCAAGUAAACUACGUUUCCGUGCAGGUUGUACAGUAAAUCUGAGGUCGGACAUCGGGUUCAAGCCUUUGGCAGAUAUGAUGACCAAGGACUCAAAAUGCAGAUGGGGAAACUACUUCAGCUUUAUUAUUUUGCCCUUCUCCAUCGGUUUACAAACCGAUCCUUUGGUCUAUCUAAAGAUAUCCAAAUCCACGAUGGCUCGAAAGAAGCAUUCUUAUCUCGCUGCACUAGUGUAUUUUAUCAUCAAACUCAUCUUAAAAGUGUUUGGAGCUAAGGCAGCAGCAGCCAUAUUUAACCGACCGGUGGUAAAUUUAACUACAUGCGUUUCAAACGUCAUAGGUCCAAUGGAGGAAAUCAGUUUCCGUGGCCAUCCUAUCGCUUACAUUGCUCCAAGUAAUUAUGGACAAUCACAAGCAUUGUUGGUACAUUACAUGAGUUAUGCGGGGAAGAUGAUAAUCUCGAUGGCUGUUGACCCUACAGUCAUACCGGAUCCUCACAAGAUAUGUGAUGACAUGGAAGAGUCACUCAAAGACAUGAAAGCUGCUCUUUCGGAAAGAGGGUUACUCUGAGGCUUGUGAGAGCCAUUGGUAUCUGUUUUGUAUAAACCUGUAGACGUGUUGAUGAAUAUUUGUUUGGUCUAAAAAUGUUUUGUUUGGAAGGCUUUAAUUGGCCCGGUCAUAGUUGUUGAACAAAAAAAAAAUGCAUACAAAAUGUCAAGGAUUUUAGAUAUCUCAUU